AUGGCUCCCACAAGACGAGCCCUGCCCCAUGAGAAAGGAGAGGAUGGCAUUUUGACCAUAACAGCCUUCGAGGGCGCGAUUACGGUGCGCGUGCUGGAGCCGGGCGAGCGGGCAUUCCUGUUCGACGCCGUCUUCCAGACUCGCCACCGGCACUUCCAGGGGGCGCCCAAGCCGCCCGAGCACUUCCACCCGUUCCAGGAUGAGUACAUGACGGUGCUCGAGGGCACGCUUAUUAUCGAGGUCGAGGGCGUCCAGCACGUGGUGAAGGCCGGCGAUCCCGAGUUCACGGUGCGGCGGGGCGUGAACCAUCGCCUCUACCCCCCACGACGCGACGAAGGCCCUCCCGCAGCGCGCGCCGCGGCCGAGGAGCAGGACGUGAUCCGGGUCCUGCUUUCGGGGGAGCAGACAUCCAAGCAAUUCAAGCUGGACCUCGUCUUCUUCGAGAACUGGUAUGCGUACCAGGAUAUGCUGGUCGUGCAGAAGGCCCGGCUCAACCUGCUCCAAGUGUUGAGCAUGUUUGAUGCGGGCGACUCGUACCUGACCCUGCCGAGGUGGGUGCCCUUCCGCGCCAAGGUUUCGCGCAUUGCGGGCGUCGUUGGCGGCCGAUGGAUCGGCGGCCUGCUGGGAUACCAGCCGUUCUACAAGGAGUGGACCACCGAGUGGGACAUUGCGUGCGAGAAGAUGGAGUCGUCCCUCUUCCUGCGGCGGUUCUCCGACAGAAGAAACAAGAAGUGA
This is a messenger RNA of Thermothielavioides terrestris NRRL 8126, 735 nucleotides long. RefSeq lists its product as uncharacterized. The record is from RefSeq and is a predicted model, not a curated record. NCBI's taxonomy places the organism in Eukaryota, Fungi, Ascomycota, Sordariomycetes, Sordariales, Chaetomiaceae. The transcript is spliced from 3 exons. Bases 1 to 735 code for a protein of 244 amino acids.